Molecule: messenger RNA, 1538 nt
Organism: Trichoplusia ni (cabbage looper)
Lineage: Eukaryota; Metazoa; Arthropoda; Insecta; Lepidoptera; Noctuidae
Product: monocarboxylate transporter 1-like
Exons: 8
Coding region: 64-1422 (452 amino acids)
Biological process (GO): transmembrane transport; monocarboxylic acid transport
Molecular function (GO): monocarboxylic acid transmembrane transporter activity
Source: RefSeq, a predicted model, not a curated record
GGCGUCCGGCCGACUCACGAGUCACAGUACAUUUACGACACUUUGACACAGUAGUGUAGUGAAAUGGAUGUUUCCAAAGAAAAUGUAUCGACGGGUAUUAAAAAGAAGGUUAAUAAAGACAAUUGGGGCUAUGCCGUUGUUUUCGGAACUGUGAUUACUUUUAUUGCUGGUAUAGGACAUGUCAACUCCUUCGGGUUGAUCUACAAUGAUUUCAUAAACGAAACAAAAUCUACAGCAAAAUCCUUAACUUCGGCACAUGGAGUAUUUGCUAUUAUGUUGGCCGUAGGAGGUAUUAUACUAAACAGUAUAACAAAAAGAUUCUCAUUAAGAUUUGGAGGUUUGGUUGGAGCAGUUCUCCUAUCCACAGGAUCGUUCAGUACAAUUCUUGUAUCAAACACCAACCAACUUCCAAUCACUUUUGGAGUAAUCCAAGGCAUAGGAUUCGGGAUGAUGGUGCCAGUUUGCUACUCAACCUUAAACCAUUACUUCGUGAAAAAAAGAACUACAGUCAUGAGCAUUUGUAAAGCGGUACAAGGAGUAAUACUGAUGUGGUAUCCUCAACUACUGAAGGAAAUAAUGUCUUUCUACGGAUUUAGGGGAACACUGCUAAUUGUAGCCGGAAUGUCCCUACACACAUUCCCAGGAAUGCUCGCAAUGAGAACUGACAAAGUACCAAGAAAAAUCAGAACAGCAAGUGAUUCAGAAAAUGGUAAAUGUCCAGAAAAUUUGGAUUUGCUGAUUUCCAAAGAGAAUAAUGAUUCUGUCAAGACUGAUAAAUCUCAGUCUAAAAAUGGUCCUAAGAAUAUAAAGGAGAAAAUUCUGGAAAUUUUAAACGUCAAGAUUUUAAAGGAUGCCGUAUAUUGUAACAUUUGUUUUGGGCAAAGUUUUGUCAAUUUCUCAGACAUAACUUUCUUUGUCUUACAGCCGAUGCUAAUGUUUCAAUAUGGUUUCGAUAAGACGCAAGUGGCAAUGUGCAUAUCAAUUUGUGCCGCAGCUGAUGUCGGAGGCCGAUUUCUUUUGGCCCUUGUUAGCAGCUUAGUACAUAUAAACACGAGACUAUUAUUUUACUUGGCAACGCUGUUUACGCUUAUUUUUAGAUUAGUACUGUUACAACUGACCCAGUUCGUGUGGAUGGCGACGGUGACCGCUGUGUUAGGUCUACUCCGGGCGUGGUUGCACGUCGCCAGCCCGCUUCUGAUCUCCAACCAUGUUCCUCACGAGGACUUCCCUGGAGCCUACGCCCUGUCCAUGCUGGCAGCUGGCACAGUUAACGUUACAUGUUCCCCACUUAUUGGUUUACUCAAAGAUAUUUACCAGGACUACGUGCCGGCAUUUUACGCAUUAGCUCUAUGCUGCAUACCCUGUCUAUUAUUUUGGCCCAUUGAGUAUGUCAUUAGAACGAGGUUACAAAGAAAAAUAUAGCACAACAAAGCUUUAUUAUAAAUGCUGUUGAAACAGCCAUUGUGUAUUCUAAUACGUAGUUACUUGUACAUAUUAUAUAUUUAUAUACUCUUAGAUAAAUAAAUGCAUAAGGAAUA